Molecule: messenger RNA, 972 nt
Organism: Seminavis robusta
Lineage: Eukaryota; Bacillariophyta; Bacillariophyceae; Naviculales; Naviculaceae
Source: the annotation of a GenBank genome assembly
AUGGCGGCCAUCACCAUCACCCAAGAGCAACUCCAGGAGAUCAUGAAGGAAGCGAUGAAGGCAGCGUUGACUCAUGCGAGACAAGCAACGGGGACAUACAGCGUCGUACCUGGAGGAGGAGAAGGUCUCGACACUACAUGGGACCUUACCUCCGACAAGGGCAUGAAAUAUUUCCAAAUGAAAUAUUUCCAAGAAGCGACCAAAGCACCCACAGUGCUUUACGAUGGCUCCAUCGAAAAGUUGCAUCACUUCCUUGGGCUGGUCAAAAAGAGGUCUAUGACGUACGGCAUGAUGGCAGUAAUAAGCAAUAUAAAUGUUGGAAAUAAUACAACGAGGGCUAUAUUAACCGAAUAUGGAUCAAUCACUCAAGAGCAAAUGAAAGCUCAUGCCGAAACUUAUCAAAGAGAAGAUAAUAGGAAGAGACAGGCAGCAAAGAUGGUUGAGGCACUCAUAGCCAACAGUAUUGAGCAAGACGUAUUCGAUGAAUUAGAACAGUACGAAGAAAAGUACACGGUAAAAGUAACACCAACCGGCGGAACCGCGGAAGUCAAACGACAGGAUGGUCCGAUGAUACCAAUUAAUUUGUAUGAUAUACAGGCAUUCAACAGGAAAGUGAAUGGAUUAAUCGUCUCACUCAGAGCCAGGCAAGCGCAAGUGCCAACACUGAUCGCUCCAUUAUUCAGAGCUUACAAGACGUGCGAAGAUAAGAUGUUUGCUCAGUACUUCUCGAGGAAGGAAGAGCAAUACGAGGACGGAUCGCUUGGAGCCGACAUGGAGCACGCGGAACUUAUCAGGCUAGCCAACGAGAAGUAUAAGAUCAUCACCGGCAAGAAGGAAUGGAAGCAGAAGACCGAACACGAACUAGAGUUCAUGGCACUUAAGGCUGAAGUAGCUGACCAAAGCAAGGAAGAAGGAGCUUACGCAAAAACCCAGUCAGAAGGCAACUGGCAAGGCCGCGAACCAAUGGAAUAG